This is a messenger RNA of Histoplasma mississippiense, 933 nucleotides long. RefSeq lists its product with no specific name. The transcript has 4 exons. The record is from RefSeq and is a predicted model, not a curated record. Lineage: Eukaryota; Fungi; Ascomycota; Eurotiomycetes; Onygenales; Ajellomycetaceae. The coding region runs from base 1 to 933 and encodes 310 amino acids.
AUGGCCGCAGUCACCAUGGACAAGAUCCAAUUCUAUCAACCUCCAAACCCCAUGAGUGCAACCAAGCCACAAAGCCCGAACCUGCCCGCAAUCUUCACACCCCCCAAACCCCCAGCACGUAGACCCAAUCCCACCGCCGACGCUUUCACUUCCCUAUUCUGGGAUCUCGUCGGACGACGGGAGCCGACAACUUGGCGGGGACGGGACAAAAAUGCGGACGAGCACGCCACAAUCCCCUCCGGAUCGAAUCUGAUCGGUUUUGCCAGCGACCGCCUUGGGAUGCCUGUCGAGGAGGCGGAUAAGGCUGCGGAAAGUGCCACUGAAGCCGGCCUUCGCGCAUACUGGUUGCGUGGAAGUAGAGAUGGCCCCAUCGUGGUAGAUGGUUCGACGGAGAUAGGUCACGGUGGGGAACACACAAGCAAGUCUGCAGGUGGACAGACUUCUUCACCACCGCUGCCUGCCCGCGAGGCGCCCACCGAUCAAGGUGACGAGCUAGACGGGAUGGCGGAUGAUGAUAGAACCUCAUUGACUCCCCGAGAAGUUCCAGAAACCCCUCCCCCCUUUACCAUGGGCGAAGUGGGCACCGCCCGCGCACCCAACGACAGCGUCUCUCCACAUCCAGGGGGUCGGCCUCAAAUCUCGGCUGGCCACGCCGGUGCAACACAGGAGGAGUGGAUGGUCAAAAGGAUACUGGAUUCCCGGAUCCGCGUGCGGAACGGCACGCCACGCCUGGAGUACCGUGUUGCAUGGCGGCCUACGUGGCAACCGCGGAGCGAUCUGAUCCCGGGCUGCGAGGAGCUGGUCAAAAAAUUCCAUGCAGAGUGGAAGGACAAGCGGCCUUCACUGACUACUCUGACGGGCCACAUGCGUUUCAAGCAGAAAAGGGGAUCGCGCAGGGACGGUGGAUGCAAGAUUGUAAAAUCAAUUGGUUAG